UGAACGCCUUGAUUCCACGACAACCACGUAUUCUCUCCCUGCUCGUUGAACUGGAUACAUUAAUCAGAAACAUUCAAAAUGUCUCUCCUUAACAAUAAUAGCGACGAUGAUGAGUGCGCGGGCUUCGAAUUUUGUUCGCGGCGCAACUCGUUUCCUGGAAUGCUGCCUUUUGAUCCCUCGUCGCUAGAAAACUUAAUUUUGUCGAUCGUUGAUAAAUUCGACUUCCGCGUGUUAAUGAGUAAUGAGCGAACAAGGGACGCUGUGCUGGUGACCGCAGGAUUCGCUUUGGCAGGGGGACUGAUUGGAAAGAUGUGCGGGGGAAAAAUGGGAGCGGCCGUUGGUGGAGCCGUUGGCGGUGCUUGCGGAAUUGGUGUCGUUGCUAUUUCUAUGCGGGAAUUAUGGAAAGACGUUCGUCCCAAGUUGGCAGACGUGUUCGACCUCGUCUACGACUACCUGGCUGGCCUGGGGAUCAAAGAUUAUGCGAGCGCCGCCUUAUUUCUAGCCAAUACGAACCCGCAAACCGCGGUACUAGCCAAAAUGAUUUUGGAAAGUUCUUCGCAGAUAUUGGGAAAACAAUUGGUGUCUAAUCUACUUUCAAUUACAAGGGCCUGAUAUAAGUUAUGUUAGUAGUAAUUUUA
Messenger RNA from Cydia fagiglandana, 638 nucleotides. RefSeq lists its product as uncharacterized. The transcript is spliced from 2 exons. The record is from RefSeq and is a predicted model, not a curated record. Bases 79 to 612 code for a protein of 177 amino acids. NCBI's taxonomy places the organism in Eukaryota, Metazoa, Arthropoda, Insecta, Lepidoptera, Tortricidae.